AUGGAUGAAAAUGAACCAUACUUGCUAGAUUAUAAACCUUAUUACACGCAAACUAAAAAUAUAGUUGAUUUCUAUAAAGAAGCUAAAUAUAAUGAAUUAGAAAAUAUAUUCGAUCCUACUACUGAUUUCAAUACUAAAUAUGCUGUACGUAUGGCUAAAUUACUUAUACAAACAUAUAUAGUUGAGUAUCUAUCUACUAAAGAAGAUAUGGAAGAAUAUCUUAUAGAAACAUUUAAUAUACUAAAAGAUCAUGUUGAAGCAAUAGAAAACCAAAGAAAUUUAAAUCUUGCAUACAUGAUCGCUAUAGAUGCUUUUAAAGAUAUAUUCUGUCCUAUGGAUAAAGAAUUUUUAGAUAUAGAAGCAGAAAAAAUUGAAAAUAUAGAAAGUGCUAAUAAUUAUGUGAGUAAAUAUGUGUUUAUUCCCUUUCAUAGAGAACUAUCCAUGCCAGAUAUUUUACGUACUUGCUACAAAAAUAAUGAAUUGUCCCUAACUGGCAUGGCUUCUAGUUCUAGGAAUACAUCCAACCCAUCCAUGCAUUUCUCUCCUACUAACCUAGAAUAUCUUUCUGGUUUAGAAAAGCUUACUAUUGGGACAGAAACUAGCAUACUUACUCUACUUUGCUGUUGCUUCUAUAACAGCACAGAUAUGGAGUACACUCUUAAAAAAAUUGAAAAUUCUCCCGUAGAAUUAAAGCAGUUCUUUACUAAGUACAGAGACCUAUUUGACACAGAAGAUUUAAGUGUUCACUAUGACUGGUAUAAAUUGUUUAAUACUUUGACACAUAAGAAUUCGUCAAAUUCUAGCCUUAAACCCCAGUAUUGUAAUGGAGGCUUGCUAAGCAUGCUUUCUAUUAUUUUAGACAUAACUAAUAUGUUUGAAGUCAUAAAGGAAGAACUAAAUGAGCAUAUUAAAAAAGUAAGAGAAGAAAAAAACUUAAGCUCAAAACUGACGGCGGAUACUAAUAAUUUAGUUAAUAAAAUAUUGGCCUUGCUUUCAUUCAAUAAAAAAAUGGAAGUAUCGGCAGACACAGAUCUUAGAAUAGGCACACUUAAAAACCAUGAAUCUGAUAUAUUUGGGAAAUUGCAUAUAAGCAUCUCCACUACUUCUUCAAUUGUGAGAAAAUUAACUAUCAAUUUUAAUUUUGAUAAAACAACUGCUGAAUAUGUGGGUAUGCAUAUAUCUAAAGAAGAUCCUGUGACAAACAAGUGUGUUAAUUCUAUAUCUAAUUCAGAAUUGGAUUUCAAUUUUUAUCCUACUGUCAACUCUUCAAAUGAAAGUCUAAAUUACAUUAUAUACAAAAUAGAUAGAUUAAAAGCGAUAUAUAAAGAGGAAGGGUCAUGCCAUAUUACAUUUUUUAAUUCUAAUCUAUGUAGGCAUAAAGAAUUAGAUCUAAAUCAUCUAUUUUCAUUCGGAAGAAUUAUAUAUACAUCCGAUAAAAAGCAGAUAGUAAAUUGUAUCUCGUCAUUUGAUUAUAAUAAUAGUGAUAGAAAUAACUAUUUCAUUGGUAAAAAUGUUAUUAUUAAUAUUGUAGGAAGUAUGAUAAAUUUCAAAACAAGCGCAAUAGAUAAAGUAUUUUGUGCUAUUACUUCUGAUUGGGGGAUUGACUGCUUUAAUGAUGAUAUAAUAAUGGAUGAAAAAGUUUAUUCGAAAUUAAAGCCUGCUACUAGAUUUGUGAUGCCAAAAUUAGAUUGAGAUGAUAAUUUAGAUAAAGA
Molecule: messenger RNA, 1712 nt
Organism: Nematocida parisii ERTm1
Lineage: Eukaryota; Fungi; Microsporidia
Exons: 1
Coding region: 1-1692 (563 amino acids)
Source: RefSeq, a predicted model, not a curated record